Sorex fumeus (smoky shrew) is the source of this 2564-nucleotide messenger RNA. RefSeq names its product sushi domain containing 4 (gene SUSD4). The transcript has 9 exons. The record is from RefSeq and is a predicted model, not a curated record. The coding region runs from base 291 to 1751 and encodes 486 amino acids. NCBI's taxonomy places the organism in Eukaryota, Metazoa, Chordata, Mammalia, Eulipotyphla, Soricidae. Gene Ontology annotation, biological process: negative regulation of complement activation, classical pathway; negative regulation of complement activation, alternative pathway.
CGCUCAGGUAGCGGGAGCGCGAGCGGCUGGGCCGGGGCGCGCGGCCGGGCUGCCGUCCUCCCGCACCCCGCCCCGCGCCCGUCCGCUCCGGGGAGCCUGGGGAGGGCGAGCGCGGGCGCCGCCGCCGCCGAGGCUUCCGUCUAGCUCGCUCGCGCAGCGGCGGCGGCAGAGGUCGCGCACAGAUGCGGGUUGGAGCUGCGCGGGGAGGCGGCGGCGGCGGCGGCGGGCAGGAAGCUGCAUGCAUGAGCCCCACAGACUCUUGCAAGCCGGAUGCCCUCUGUGGAUGAAAGAUGUAUCAUGGAAUGAACCCGAGCAAUGGAGAUGGGUUUCUAGAGCAGCAGCAGCCUCCGUCCCCCCAGAGACUCGUGGCCGUGAUCCUCUGGUUUCAGCUGGCGCUGUGUUUCGGCCCUGCACAGCUCACGGGCGGGUUCGACGACCUUGAGGUGUGUGCGGAUCCAGGCAUCCCGGAGAAUGGCAUCCGCACUCCCAGUGCAGGGGUGUUCUUUGAAAGCUCUGUCACCCGGUUUCACUGCCAGGACGGAUUCAAGCUGAAGGGAUCAACCAAGAGACUGUGUAUGAAACAUCUCAAUGGAAGCCUAGGCUGGAUCCCAACUGAGAAGCCCAUUUGUGUGCAAGAAGAUUGCCGUAUCCCACAGAUCGAAGAUGCUGAGAUUCAUAACAAGACAUACAGACAUGGAGAUAAGUUAAUCAUCACCUGUCAUGAAGGGUUCAAGAUUCGAUAUCCUGACCUGUACAACUUGGUCUCAUUAUGUCGUGAUGACGGGACAUGGGACAACCUCCCUAUCUGUCAAGGCUGCCUGAGACCUCUGGCCUCUUCGAAUGGCUAUGUCAACAUCUCCGAGUACCAGACCUCCUUCGCGGUGGGGACCGUCAUCUCCUACCACUGCUUUCCUGGAUUUAAACUCGAGGGGUCGGAGUACCUUGAAUGCUUGCACAACCUUAUCUGGUCGUCCAGCCCACCCCGGUGCCUUGCUCUGGAAGUUUGCCCGCUACCUCCCAUGGUGAGUCACGGCGAUUUCAUCUGCCACCCGCGGCCUUGUGAGCGCUACAACCACGGGACUGUGGUGGAGUUCUACUGCGACCCCGGCUACAGCCUCACCAGUGACUACAAGUACAUCACCUGCCAGUACGGGGAGUGGUUUCCUGCCUACCAGGUGUACUGCAUCAAGUCAGAGCAAACUUGGCCUGGCACUCACGAGACCCUCCUGACCACGUGGAAGAUCGUGGCGUUCACGGCCACCAGCGUGUUGCUGGUGCUGCUGCUCGUCAUUCUGGCCCGAAUGUUCCAGACCAAGUUCAAGGCCCACUUCCCCCCCAGGGGACCCCCCCGGAGUUCCAGCAGCGACCCUGACUUCGUGGUGGUGGACGGGGUGCCCGUCAUGCUCCCGUCCUACGACGAGGCUGUGAGUGGCGGCUUGAGUGCCUUAGGCCCCGGGUACCUGGCCUCCGUGGGCCAGGGCUGCCCCUUGCCCAUAGAUGACCAGAGCCCCCCUGCAUACCCCGGCUCGGGGGACACGGACACAGGCCCCGGGGAGUCAGAAACCUGCGACAGCCUCUCGGGCUCCUCCGAACUGCUCCAGAGUCUUUAUUCGCCCCCCACGUGCCCAGGGGGCCCCCACCCCACUUCCGACCACGCGGACACAGUGUCCAACACGGCGGGGGAGGUGGCAUCCACCAGCCCAGGCAUCGACAUCGCAGAUGAGAUCCCUCUAAUGGAUGAAGAUCCAUAGCCAGGCAGAUUCCCAAUGAUUUCGAUACUCCUUUGUUGAUGGGCACCUUGUGCCCCAGAGUGAGACCACCGAAGGACACAGCCUGGGGAAUGGAGGACGUUUUCUGACAUCUCCAAUGGGGACAGUGACUCACCUGGUUCCACUUGAGACUCAGCAGCGAGGCUUAUGGGUGUUUCAGUGACUGUGCUUUUCAGUGAGACUCAAGGAUUUGCCAAGACCCAGGGACAACAACCAUGAGCCCUUGGACGGUCCCAAAGGAAGGUGUUUGUGUGUCUUGUGCUUCAGAGUAGGGCACCGUUCCAUACACAUCCCACUGAACCCCACACCCCGUUGACUUAUGCUAUGAGUACUAUCUGCCUCCUCUGAAAGCAUGCCACAUUAUGUAAAUUCUCUUCUAAAAUCUGCUUCAAACUGUCUCCGGACUCCAGCUUAGGAUAGAUCAGCCUCUGUGGGAAGUCUGUGUGGAGCUGCUGGGAGAGCAGCAGAGUGACCCCUGCAGGCUGCCCAAGGGCAGGUUCUCCUGCGACCUGGGCAGAGUCGCCCUCCAGCUGGAUGGAGCUGCCAAGAAGGACGGCCAAGAACGACGCAGCAUGUGGCAGUCCAGGCAAGAAAGGAGAGACUCGGGCCCACUCUGAUUUCUGGAGGUCCCCUCAGAAAGUGGAGUUCAUGGACUUGGUGCCGUCCUUUGGUGAAAUGUCAUCAGUAUUUGUAUUCAUGGUCUAGUACUUGGAGCCAAGGCAUCGGAUAAGCCUUGUGACUUUACAGUUGGUCAGAAUGUGUUCAAAUACAUCUCAUGGUGGAGAAAGUAACCGA